AUGGCUGCUUCCAAAUCGUUUAUGUUGUUGCUCGCUAGUGUUCUCAUAGUGGAAAUAAUAUCUGCAUUUGCACCUUCACCCAACCCCUCCGCCGCUGAUGUUCCACCCAACCCCGCCGCCGCCGUUGAUUUUGUGGAAAUAAUAGCUGCAUCUGCAUCUGCACCUCCACCAGGCGAGUGGUUGAGAUAG
Messenger RNA from Prunus armeniaca (apricot), 189 nucleotides. NCBI's taxonomy places the organism in Eukaryota, Viridiplantae, Streptophyta, Magnoliopsida, Rosales, Rosaceae. The record is from the annotation of a GenBank genome assembly.